Molecule: messenger RNA, 1222 nt
Organism: Lycium barbarum (goji berry)
Lineage: Eukaryota; Viridiplantae; Streptophyta; Magnoliopsida; Solanales; Solanaceae
Product: (+)-neomenthol dehydrogenase-like
Exons: 5
Coding region: 122-1033 (303 amino acids)
Cellular component (GO): membrane
Molecular function (GO): oxidoreductase activity, acting on the CH-OH group of donors, NAD or NADP as acceptor
Source: RefSeq, a predicted model, not a curated record
UAUUUUUCCAUGCAUUACUGCUGAAAAGCCAUAUAUAUAUAAGCUCACUGGAGCAAGAAAUCAACGAGCUAGAAGAAAAACAAACUGUAGCUCUCUUCAACCACAACCAAAACUAUUCUCAAUGGCAGAAGUAACCAAAGGCAGAGCCACAAAGUAUGCAGUAGUUACAGGGGCAAACAAAGGUAUUGGAUUUGAAAUAUGCAGGCAGCUAGCUUCUCAUGGGGUCAUGGUGAUUUUGACUGCUAGAAAUGAGAAGAGAGGGCUUGAAGCUGUGGAGAAACUCAAAGGGUUUGGUUUGGAUGAAAAUGUGGUGUUUAAGCAGCAUGAUGUUGUGGAUCCUUCCAGUAUUGCUUCUUUGGCAGAAUUCAUGAAGACCCAAUUUGGCAGGCUUGAUAUCUUGGUGAACAAUGCAGGAAUAGCUGGAGUAAAUGCAGAUGCUGAUGCCUUAAAAGCUAAACAAGAGUCCAGUGGGACAGGAGGAUCUCAAGUCAAUUGGAAUGACAUAUUGACUCAGUCAUAUGAGUUGGCAAAGGAGUGUCUUGAAACAAACUAUUAUGGUGUGAAAAGACUGACCAAAACGUUCAUUCCCCUCCUCCAAUUAUCUAAGUCGCCAAGGAUCGUGAACGUUUCUUCCUCCAUGGGAAAGCUGAAGAACCUGAAACAUGAAUGGGCUAAAGGAAUAUUAAGUGACAGCGAAAACCUGACAGAAGAGAAAAUAGAAGAGGUGAUAGGUCAAUACCUGAAGGACUUUAAAGAAGAUUCCGUUCAAGCCAAGGGCUGGCCUUCUUUCAUGUCAGCUUACAUUCUCUCUAAAGCCGCAAUGAACGCUUACUCGAGGGUCAUGGCAAAGAAGCAUCCAUCUGUACAGAUCAAUUGCGUCUGCCCUGGUUUUGUGAAAACAGAUAUCAAUUUCAACCGUGGGAUAUUGUCUAUUGAAGAAGGCGCGGAAAGUCCUGUAAGGCUAGCUCUGCAGCCUGAUGACAGCCCUUCUGGUUUGUUCUUUGAUCGGAAAGAAGUCUCAUCAUUCGAAUGAGAGCAUGUUGUUCAUUGUAAACGCGGAGCUAAUGGUAUAGCGGCUAGAAUAGCAUGCACUAAUAAUAUCAAUGACAUGCAAUUGUGUGUUGUACCUGAUACUUUGAGGGAUAUGUUCUUUUCUAAUGAUGUGCUGAACUUGAAAAUUGGAAUAUGGCAAUGAUAAAAAGAAAAAAAUGAGGAUUGGCUA